Amorphotheca resinae ATCC 22711 is the source of this 1440-nucleotide messenger RNA. RefSeq lists its product as hypothetical. The transcript is spliced from 3 exons. Bases 1 to 1440 code for a protein of 479 amino acids. NCBI's taxonomy places the organism in Eukaryota, Fungi, Ascomycota, Leotiomycetes, Helotiales, Amorphothecaceae. The record is from RefSeq and is a predicted model, not a curated record.
AUGAGUUCGUCCAAGAUACCCGAGAGAUACAGUCUGUUGACAGUCAACAAUGUUACAAAAGAUGUUACGGUCUUUGUUGGCCUUGUAGUGUCUGGAAUUCUCGAUUCCGAGCUGCUGGCGCGCAAAGCCUCGGAGUUGAUUUCUCUGUGGCCCAUCCUCGGUGGAGAGUUGGUGACGAAGACCGUACCAUAUUCAUUCACGACGGGCUCCAUAGUCGACUUUAAGUCCCGACAUAUCGACAAAGCACUCAGCGAGGUUCUACCAUUCAACAUUGCUGUUGACGAUACCGACUUCGACCGGCCAUCAUACCGAGCUUUCGACAAUCACGAUUCCGGCGACAGCUUAUUCCAUUUUGAGUCGAUACGAGCUCUGAAUCCGCCCGUCAAGAACCUCUUUGCGCUCCGCGUUACUGUUCUCAAGGAUACCACCCUGUUAGGUUUCCGUGUGCCGCACCACCUCUGCGAUGGACAGAGCGCUUAUGACGUUGUCCGAAGUUAUUGUAGGCUGAUUGCAGGGGAGGCUCCUCCUCAACUCGUGUUUCCGCCGGACACUGAGGUUCCACUCUCUAAGCUCGUUCAGUUUGCUGGCUCUUUUCCCGAAAACAAUCCCGAUCAGGACGAUCGGUUCGUAAACCCGUCCGAUAACUUUGCACUAGGCACUGCGCCUGUAAUGAAAUAUAUUGGACAUACAUUUCUCCAAAGUGCUAAAGCAAUGAUCGGUUUGUCGGAAGGGCACGAGGAGAGAUAUAUUCAUCUCCCUAAUGGCCUUGUGCAAGAGUGGAGGAGGAGUUGCCAAGAAGAGCUUGAGGAAGCGGUAGCACAAGGGAAACUCGAAGCAGCUGCUGGGGUGGAAUUGUCCAAGAACGAUGUGAUCACAGCAUGGUUUCUAAAGUGCGCAUUUGCUCAUACCACUCCAGAUGAGGGCCCUGUUGAUUUUAUGUAUAACUUUAACUAUAGGUCAGCGCUCGAAGCACCCGAGCCUGGCACUCUGUAUCUCCAUAACAGCUUUUACAACAUUCGCACACAUUGGCCAUCUUUGCGGGAGUUCCAGGAGGCGUCACUUGCGAGUAUAUCGCUUGCUAUCCGGCUGUCGGUGCUUCGGAACAGACAGCCCUGGGCUAUCCAUAGGUCCCUAAAUUAUUGGGAGCAAAACAUCAACGAAGCAGUAGUUUUUGGAUCUCCAGGGACUAGAUUAGACUUUCUACCCAUCCUUUCGCCUUGGACUACGUUUGAAUAUAACGGGAUGGACUUCACGGAAGCGCUCGCACAAAAGAGCCAGCGUGAUGGAGUACAAGGCAAAGUGAUCUUUACCCACCCGUAUGUCGCAUUGCCUAUGUCUAUAGCGGUCAAGCCAUUUGCUAUUGUGCUCAAGGAUGGGCACGGUGGUUACUGGUUGCGCUCUACUUUGUUAAGUUCAGGAUGGAAAGCACAUGAAAUAUAG